CAGAAGUCUUAUUGGCUAAAACCGACAACGUCACUCCUGUCUUCCUCUUCUACCAACGCCAUAGUGGGGAAAGGACUGGUGAAAAUGUCGUCCCACAAGACUUUCAGGAUCAAACGCUUCCUGGCUAAGAAGCAGAAACAGAACAGGCCCAUUCCUCAGUGGAUCAGAAUGAAGACCGGGAACAAGAUCAGGUACAACUCCAAAAGGAGACACUGGAGGAGGACUAAGCUUGGCCUGUAAACCUGACCUGGUCCAUGUAUCCAGCGUCCCUCCUUUCCAUCCUACCAGGACCUCGGGCUGCUGGGCUUCACCUUUUUUAUUUUGGAGGGGGCCUCCAUGUCAUCUGGAGCUGCAGCUGUUUUUUGUACAGAUUCUCUGGUUUGACAAUAAAACAUCUGUAAUCAAGCUAUAA
Molecule: messenger RNA, 412 nt
Organism: Dunckerocampus dactyliophorus (ringed pipefish)
Lineage: Eukaryota; Metazoa; Chordata; Actinopteri; Syngnathiformes; Syngnathidae
Gene: rpl39
Product: ribosomal protein L39
Exons: 3
Coding region: 85-240 (51 amino acids)
Biological process (GO): translation
Cellular component (GO): ribosome; cytosolic large ribosomal subunit
Molecular function (GO): structural constituent of ribosome
Source: RefSeq, a predicted model, not a curated record